AUGUUGCUGAAGCAUCUCAUCCAGGUUUGCUCGGAGGGGAAGGAAGCAAACACCUCGCUGGGGAUCAACCUGGACGGCAAGAGCAAGACGCCGGGAGAUAUUUGGAACGGAAGGCUAGAUGGCGACAAGGAGGAGGCUCGGGGAAAUCACGGCGUGGUCAAGCCCAGCCUUUUUCUUGUUCUUAUGCCGUUCUUAUGA
Messenger RNA from Symbiodinium natans, 198 nucleotides. The record is from the annotation of a GenBank genome assembly. Lineage: Eukaryota; Dinophyceae; Suessiales; Symbiodiniaceae.